Molecule: messenger RNA, 300 nt
Organism: Macrosiphum euphorbiae (potato aphid)
Lineage: Eukaryota; Metazoa; Arthropoda; Insecta; Hemiptera; Aphididae
Source: the annotation of a GenBank genome assembly
AUGAGUACGAAAGAAGCCAAGAACGACGUCGCCGUAGACAAAAUCGCCGACGAUGUUGUGGACGCCAAGGCCGACCUUAAGGGCACCAAAAGAACAGCAGACGAAAAAUUAGAAGAAGUGAAAAAAUUGAAAAAAGAAGAAAAUGGUGAGGAAGACCUAGAUGAAGAAGAUGAACCGGAAGGCGAAGAAGACGAGGAAGAAGAAUUCGCCGAAGGUGAAGAUGAUCUAGAUGAAGCUGACGGUUGUUCAGAAGAUGAUGAAGAUGAUGUAGACGGUGUAGAAGAAGAAGAUGAUGUGUAA